CUUUUGGACCAGCCAGGGACGUUUGUCGGGCGGCAGCGCCGGGGAUGCUCUGAGGAGGACGGGUCUGGAGGUGGUUGGGGCCGCUCCAGGCGCCGGGCCGCGUAAUCCCUGCGCUAAGUGCUUGGCUCGCAGUCUGCAGUCACUAGUGGGAGCUGGAGAGGGAGAGUGAGAAAAAUUCCAGCGGCGGCGGCGGAGCGGGAGGAGGGAAAGGAGCUGCGGCCACUGCGACUGCGGCGGCGGCGGCAGAAGUUGCCGGCGUGGUGUGCGGAGUUCGGGCGCGGAGAACUCGAGCCCCGGGCGCGGCGACGGGUUGGAGUUCAAAGUAUUUGUUAGAUGUGAAAGGAAGUGAAGAUCAUUCAAUGCCUUGCUGAUAAAGGAGAAAAUACACCAGUUCAAGCCAAGCAGUUUGCCGCAUUCCUCAGAGAAACAGGAGAAACCUUGGUUCAAACUUCUGCUGAAUCACAACCAUUUGGCACUGAGCUAUGACAAGAGAGGAAACAAAAAGUUAAAGGAGCAGCCGGGUCAUACGUGAAGAGAGAAGUUCAUUGAUAACAUGCUCUUACGAAGCUCAGGAAAAUUAAAUGUGGGCACCAAGAAAGAGGAUGGUGAGAGUACAGCCCCCACGCCUCGCCCCAAGGUCCUUCGUUGUAAAUGCCACCACCACUGUCCAGAAGACUCAGUCAACAAUAUCUGCAGCACAGAUGGAUAUUGCUUUACAAUGAUAGAAGAAGAUGACUCUGGAACGCCUGUGGUCACCUCUGGAUGUCUAGGACUCGAAGGGUCAGAUUUUCAGUGUCGCGACACUCCCAUUCCUCAUCAAAGAAGAUCAAUUGAAUGUUGCACGGAAAGGAAUGAAUGUAAUAAAGACCUACACCCUACUCUGCCUCCUCUGAAGAACAGAGAUUUUGUUGAUGGACCUAUACACCACAAGGCCUUACUUAUAUCUGUGACUGUCUGUAGUUUCCUCUUGGUCCUCAUUAUCUUAUUCUGUUACUUCAGGUAUAAAAGACAAGAAGCCAGACCUCGGUACAGCAUUGGGCUAGAGCAAGAUGAGACUUAUAUUCCUCCUGGAGAGUCCUUGAGAGACUUGAUUGAGCAGUCUCAGAGCUCGGGAAGUGGAUCGGGUCUCCCUCUGCUGGUCCAAAGGACAAUAGCUAAGCAAAUUCAGAUGGUGAAGCAAAUUGGAAAAGGUCGCUACGGGGAAGUGUGGAUGGGAAAGUGGCGUGGAGAAAAGGUGGCUGUGAAAGUGUUCUUCACCACGGAGGAAGCCAGCUGGUUCCGAGAGACAGAGAUCUAUCAGACGGUCCUGAUGAGGCAUGAAAACAUUCUGGGGUUUAUUGCUGCAGAUAUUAAAGGAACUGGGUCCUGGACUCAGUUAUACCUCAUCACAGACUACCAUGAAAAUGGUUCUCUUUAUGACUAUCUGAAGUCCACCACCCUAGACGCAAAGUCCAUGCUGAGGUUAGCCUACUCUUCCGUCAGCGGCCUUUGCCACUUACACACGGAAAUCUUCAGUACUCAAGGCAAACCAGCAAUCGCCCAUAGAGACCUGAAAAGUAAGAACAUCCUGGUGAAGAAAAAUGGGACCUGCUGCAUCGCAGACCUGGGCUUGGCUGUCAAGUUUAUCAGUGAUACAAAUGAGGUUGACAUUCCACCCAACACACGGGUGGGCACCAAGCGCUAUAUGCCUCCAGAAGUGCUGGAUGAAAGCUUGAACAGAAAUCAUUUCCAGUCUUAUAUCAUGGCUGACAUGUACAGUUUUGGACUCAUCCUCUGGGAGAUUGCGAGGAGAUGUGUUUCUGGAGGUAUAGUAGAAGAAUACCAACUUCCCUACCAUGACCUGGUGCCCAGUGACCCUUCUUAUGAGGACAUGAGAGAAAUUGUGUGCAUUAAGAAGCUACGGCCUUCAUUCCCCAAUCGGUGGAGUAGUGAUGAGUGUCUCAGGCAGACGGGGAAACUUAUGACGGAGUGCUGGGCGCACAACCCCGCCUCCAGGCUGACAGCUCUGCGAGUUAAGAAGACGCUUGCCAAAAUGUCAGAGUCCCAGGACAUUAAGCUCUGACGUUGGAUACUUGUGGACCGAGCAGGAGAUUUUCCAGAAUCAUCCGUAGUCCAAGCCUUGAACAUUGUUCUACUGCCCAGUGGGUUCAGACCUCCCUUCUCAGAGAGCAAGUUGGAGAGACACAGAAGGCCCCAGAGACACAGAUGGCUUUCUGAGGAAGGGAAACCAUUCGGGUAACUCGUUCAAGACAUGAUUCAUAUUGCUUUCUAAGAAAGCCCCAUAUUUUGUGAUUGCCAUUUUUUUUAAAGAAAAGAUACUUUAAUUUUACCAUAAUAAAACAAAUAUUGUAGAUGAUUUAAGGUUUAUAAAACUCUAGUUUAAAUAAUAACAUUUCUUUCCAGAAAAUUUCCUAGAAGUCAAAAAUGUUUUCCAUUGGCAAAAUACUCUUGCACUCUACAAACCCAAUCAGUCUGAGGGUAUAAAUUAUAAUUCAAAUUCCCUGCUUCAUUGCCCCAACCACCUCAGACUGGGCUAGCCGUGCUGCGGGCUGCCAGAAUGUACAUGCAUACAAGUCCCACUUGCCUGGGAACACAGCUUGGAAUCCUGCAGGUGGAUCUCUUGCAGCUUCAGCCAGCGUGGAACAAAUAAAGGUUUUCUGUCACUAAUAGAAGUAUGUGUUGGUGGGUGUUCUUCAGAACCCUGCCUGUUUCUGGUUGUAUUGGGCAGAUCUUUCGGGUAGAGCCUCUCCUUGUCAUUAAAAACAAGCCAACCUUCCUCUUUUGCAGAGCACUGGCAUGGGCAUGCUUUUGUUUGCAUCCAUCAGAAGAUCAACUCAAGUGUGGUAGAGACUUAAAACUAGAAAUGCUCACUUGGGAGGCAGAGGCAGGUGGAUCUCUGUGAGUUCGAGGCCAGCCUGGUCUACAAGAGCUAGUUCCAGGACAGGAACCAAAAGCUACGGAGAAACCCUGUCUCGAAAAUCCCCCCGCCCCCCCCCCCCAAAAAAAAGACUAGAAAUGCUUUGCUCUUGUGUUGCAUGAAAGACAUGCCAGCAAGGCAGGGUGGAUGUUGACAGUGUAGACAGACGGCUUGUUCCUUAUACAUGCAUAAGAGCCCGUCAUAGAAACACAGGGAAGAGGUUCACACAUCCUAGUUUGUGUAGAUACAGAUGGUUUUAUUUUGCUGCCUUUUCUAAACCUCAGAUUUAAGAGGCAGAAAGGAAUUGCCUGUGAGGUUAAUGUCACUAAACUUCAAUUUAGAAAUGAGCUUCAGGUGGUGGAUCAGAGGGACAUUAAUGAAGGUCAUCAAAUAUCACUGCCGUUGUGGUUUAUUCUAGAAUAGAUAUGGAUCUGGUAUGGACCUCUUAAGUGAUUAUUUCACACCUUAUGUGUGAAUCCUUCAUUUUAAUGUGAAUUUCACUAUUAACUUAUUCUGUUUAUCCAUCAUGGCAUAUGUACAAAACAUCUUCUGAUUCAAUUCUGUGUGGUUUAACCUUUGACUAUAUGAGCAAAAUCACUGAUAAGCCAAUAUUCCUUAGAAACAGGACCAGAGUAAAGUGGAAUUUGCCACACGACCCUUGCGACUUUAUCCAGUUAUUUCCUUGCUGUGUUUCUUCCUUAAUGAUUAGAAAUUACUGGUUAUUAAGGAAUGUUGAAGUUCUUUGCCUUACAAAAUGACAUUCCUUCAAGAAUACUCCAGGGGGCAGUGUUUUCUUACACAUAUCACCACCAGGUGCUUGAAAGAUGGAGACUUUAGGAAAAAUUGUCAACCGCAUGAGAAAUGAGGAAAUGUUUCACUCUCUUCUGGAGUAGACGCUCAGCCAGUAGGCUGUUCAUCUGGAAACGAUCCUGGAGCUACAGUGUCUUUGAGCAGUACUGGGAGUUUGGGAAAACCGUAGAGGGGUCUCCCCUUCUGUUCUAAUUCACUGCCUGGUGUGCAGAGCCAUGUUUUGUUUUCCACUAAGAAAGUAGAAUUUCUCAGUUCUUGAAUUUGAAAAAAUAAAAACGCGUUGUUAAUUUAAUAGUAAUUAGAUUUUGUUUUCACUGAGGCCAGUAGAAGCUGAGUCUCUGAGGAGUCAUUUCUCUGUUAAACUAUAUCUGCUACAGACAGUUUUCCCCUUACAUUUGUAAAUUUAGUGUGGCAGUCAUCUGAGACUGGGAGAAAGAAACCUAAGUGCCUAGAUAGGUUCAUCUGCAAACACCUAAGUAAGCAUUCUGCUAGUUAACUAGAUAUAUUUGGAUUUUUUUUCUCGGUUUUCCUUGGGUGUAAGUCAAGUUGUGGGGACCUCUUAAGUCAAGCUAUGUUUUCUUAUCAGUAGAUUUUAAAACAUGGAUAUCUUCAAAUCAGAAUGUUUAUGGUGAGGCUAUUGGUGACGUAAAGUUGACUAGAUUUCUUGGGUUCCAGGGAAGAAUGGGGAGAAAUUUAAGAGUGCCCAGAUUUCAUCCUCAGUAUUCAUUUUGUUGCUUUGGGAAAAAUCAACAACUUUCUAAUUAUUACCCUUAUUUAUUCAGGAUGAAAAUCUUGAAAUUAUUGAAUACUUUAAAAGAGCCACUCAGUUAUUACCAAUUUUCAAUGGAAUAAGGAUUUAUAAUUUAUUUAUGGAUAUAGUUUCUGUCUUAUGAAAAUACACUUCCUAGAUCUGAAUUUUGGUUAAGGACUACCUGUUCCCUUCCCAAUAAUCCGUGAUAACUUUUAAACUUCUAGCAUAUCAGAAAUGAAAGUUAUUUUAUCUUUUGCUUUGGCUUCCUGCAAAUCAGUAAUAUAAUUGACUGCUGCUUACCUUUGAGACUCUUUCAAAGAGUAAGAUUUCCUUCUAAUUCCUCACCCCCAAAGGAAUCCUAAAUUAUUGUUAGGUGAGCUUUGUAUGUUCAAGUUUAUGAUUAAUGUAUGUGUGUAUAUAUUAUAUAAAUAUAGAUAUAUAUGUAAAUAUGUUCAUUCUGGAGUCUGGCACAACUCUAGUAUGUGGAUUAGAGAGUAAAAUAUUAUGGAUGAUAAAGUCCUAAAUGAAGCAUAAUAUUUAUUUAUGGAAGCAUGUACAUUGUUAAUCACAAAUGAAGAGCAGUAAGCACUAUAUCUGACCUCUUGGACAGCUUUCCCUGAAGUCACUACUGACCAUUCUUUAUAUUCCUCAAACAGAAAGCUUCUUAGAUGACAUGCUGGGGUUUUAUUUACAGGGAAUUCUUUGACACAUUUCAAUUGGUGUGGACUUAAGGAUAACAUGUACUUAAUAAUGACUUGACUUUAAUGUUCCUAGGGUCAUGCAUAUUCAUCAGGAAUUUUAUAUUGUUCACCUGUUCUCAUACUUUAUUGUGGAUGGAAAGGCAGUGAGAAAAAAUUUUUAAAUUUUUUUUUUUAAAAAAUGUGUUUUGGUGGUUAUACCACCUCUGAAUCCCCCAGUCCCAUAAACAGUGGAAAUGAAAGGGGCAGCACCAAAACUAAUGCAAUCUAACAUUAUAACUAAUUGUUGCACAAACUCAUGCCAUAUUUUUAAAGAGAAAAGGUGGCUGUAUGUGGGGGAUUUUCAUUCUGUCUUUUCCAAAAGUAGACUCAUUUGUGUUCUUUUAGGGGGAACCAGUGCCUUAUGGAAUUUGUAUAUACUGUAAUUAUUCAGGGUUAGGGGACAAACAAUUGUAUUUGUUACAAAUUGUGUGUGACCUGUUUUCAUAUUUCCUUCAAUAAAUGGUGUCAU
Molecule: messenger RNA, 5687 nt
Organism: Chionomys nivalis (European snow vole)
Lineage: Eukaryota; Metazoa; Chordata; Mammalia; Rodentia; Cricetidae
Gene: Bmpr1b
Product: bone morphogenetic protein receptor type 1B
Exons: 14
Coding region: 554-2062 (502 amino acids)
Biological process (GO): cellular response to growth factor stimulus; BMP signaling pathway; protein phosphorylation
Cellular component (GO): signaling receptor complex; plasma membrane
Molecular function (GO): SMAD binding; ATP binding; transforming growth factor beta receptor activity, type I
Source: RefSeq, a predicted model, not a curated record